Molecule: messenger RNA, 1898 nt
Organism: Trametes versicolor FP-101664 SS1
Lineage: Eukaryota; Fungi; Basidiomycota; Agaricomycetes; Polyporales; Polyporaceae
Product: delta 9-fatty acid desaturase protein
Exons: 8
Coding region: 1-1251 (416 amino acids)
Biological process (GO): unsaturated fatty acid biosynthetic process
Cellular component (GO): endoplasmic reticulum membrane
Molecular function (GO): stearoyl-CoA 9-desaturase activity; heme binding; iron ion binding
Source: RefSeq, a predicted model, not a curated record
AUGACAGCCUCGUCCACACCUACCGAGCACUUCCCCACUAUCCGUGGGGUCAAGUGGCCCAACAUGAUUUCCAUCGUCGUGACCCACAUCCUCGCCAUCUACGGGGGCCUCUAUGUUACACCAAAGCCCAGCACGGCUGUCCUCGCCAUUGUACUUUAUUUCGUCUCUACUCUCGGAAUUACAGCAGGUUCCCACCGUCUCUGGUCGCAUCGCUCCUUCAAAGCUUCAGCUCCGCUCCGGCUCUUCCUCGUCCUCGCGGGCGGGAGCGCCGUGCAGGGCUCCGCGUACUGGUGGGCGAAGGUGCAUCGCUCGCACCACCGUUACAUCGACACGGACAAAGACCCGUACAGUGCGCAGCGCGGCUUCCUCUUCACGCACGUCGGCUGGAUCGUCUUCUAUACCGACGUCGCUCCCGGGGGAGGCGUCGACCUCUCUGACCUCCACAAGGACAAAAUUUUGAUGUGGCAGCACAACAACCGUGCGCUCGUAUGGCUGCUCUGCGGGUACAUCCUGCCCACUGUCAUCCCGGGCUACUUCUGGGGCGACUGGGCGGGCGGCCUGUUCUACUCGACUGCGCUGCGCCUCACCGCCUGCUACCACAGCGUCUGGUGCAUCAACUCGCUCGCACACAUGCUCGGACACGCGCCGUUCGACGACAAGCACACGCCGCGCGACCACCUGUUCACCGCGCUCGUGACGAUGGGCGAGGGCUACCACAACUUCCACCACCAGUUCCCGAUGGACUACCGCAACGCGUUCCGGUGGUACCAGUACGACCCGACGAAGUGGUUUAUUGCGGCGUGCGGCGCGCUCGGGCUCGCGAGCAACCUGCGCACGUUCCCGAGCAACGAGGUGCACAAGGGCAUGUUCACGAUGCGUGCGAAGGAGCUCCGCGCGACGCAGGAGAGCCUCACGUGGCCGACCCCGGUAGAGAAGCUGCCUGUUGUCACUUGGGAGAACUUCCAAGAAGAGUCCAAGAAGCGCACACUGCUCCUCGUCUCGGGCUUCAUCCACGAUGUAACAAGUUUCCUCGAAGAGCACCCUGGUGGGGACAGGCUGCUCACCGCGAACACGGGCAAGGACGUCACCGCGAAGUUCUUCGGCGGCGUGUACGACCACUCGCACGCUGCACACAACUUGCUGUCAAUGAUGCGUGUCGGCAUCUUGCAGGGCGGAGUCGAGACCCUAGGGGAGCACGCUGUCCCGCCAGCGCAGAAAUACUAUGUUAGCGUGCACGAGGAGGCUGAUUGAAUCUGGAAGAAGUGAUAUUUACACCGUAGAGCUAUAUAUGUGGUAGAUUACAUAGGAUCCGUUAGUGCACAGACAGCAGCAGGCUAGAUAAUACUGUUAACAUAUCAAAGCUUCGCGGGCGGAGCGCGCGUCCCAUAAACCAGCUUCAAGUUGAGCUUUGCCCUGCCCUGCGGAUCGCCCUGCACACUCGCGAUGUCCGCCUCCGUCUUCGUCAGAUCUCCCUCGAGCACCCAUCGACGAAAUGCCUCUAUAUCCUCCUCGGCAGUGGGUUCACCUGUGGCGUAAGCCCAUGUCGCGUGUUCGAGGAGGUACAGCCCGCAAGAAAUGGCAGCAAAGUAGGCGAGGACGAGCCGUGGCAGGAUUGGGUUUACGGCGCUCUCCUUGAGGAGGCCGGGGAGCUUGCUAACGGCCGCUGAGAGCGUGUCGAGGGCCUUCCAGACCUGUGCUCUGAGCAGAGGCGGUACGGCUGCGAUCACAUCGUGCGCCCACUCAGUAAAGCUGGCGACCGCACCGGGGUCUUUCGUUGUCGCCCGGGUCAAGUCCAAGGCACAUACGUUUAUGGUGCCUUCCCAGAUCUUUUCGACCAUCGCAUCGCGUAUGAGGCGACCGAUACCAGUUUCCUCCAUAUACCCCAAGCCGCCCAUCGC